UAAUUUUUACUCAAACUUGGAUAUGUUUGAAAAUUUCAAUUUAACAUCAAAACAUGCCUUAGAAAUUUUAUUAAAAGAGAUUGCAAACUAUGCUAAAGAUGCGAAAUUUAGCGCUCAGACGAAGACCUUCUAUUCUCUGUGUUUUAAAGAAAUUCUUACAAAUAGGAGAACAUCUUACACAAACCUAUUGAAUAUUAUAGUAAUAUUGAUUCUAUCCUUAAUAUCCUAUCUUUCUUUUAUAUUUAAUGAAGAGCCUUAUCGAUCACAGAGCUUAGUUAUGGCGUUUUUUUUGCUUUUACACUUUUUCCUUAAUACUACCUUAGUUAUAUAUACUUGGAAUGCAAAAAAUAAUGAAAUAUUUAAUAAGUUAUUAAUGACUGUGAACCAAUAUAAAACAAAAAAAAUAGAUUUCUCUUCGAUUGAUUUAUUUUUACCAUCAUCUCCUUCUUUAUCUUAUAUUUCCACUUAUAGGGAUAAAAAAUUUAUAACCUUACCACAAAUCUUAUUGGUAAAAGGGGAUAUAAUUAUUUUACAGGAAGGUUCAACAUCACCUGCAUUGUGUCACAAAAUCAAUGAUAAAGAUUUUACACUUUGUUAUGGUGAAAUAUAUAAAAAGGCUUUGAAAGACAAUGAUGAAAACUUGUCAGAAUUAAGCCAUAGCAACCAUUUUUUGUUUUGCCAUGACAUUCCACACCACCAAUAUUUUAUCAUUCAAGAAACUCCCAGUGUCCAUCAUUAUAUUAAGGAAAUCCUUAGCCCAACCUCAUCUUACAGACCCCCCAUGCCCUACAUGGAACGCAACAAAAAUUUAACCCUCUCCAUCUUCACCUGGAUAAUCUUCCCUACUUUCUUAGUGGCCAGUUCUGCUAUCGUUUUUGCCAAACUCUUAGCCUCAGGCAAUUCCCAAAAAUUUCGUGUUUGGAAUUUGGUGUUAGAACCUAUUUUAAUUGUUGUUCCCAGCUUGUUCGUGUCCCUCGAUUGGUUCUGGUUGCUGGCUAAUGCUGUUGGCAAUGCUUAUCUCAAUGUUUUUACGUGUCAAGCCAAAACCAGGAGAUCUAACGUGGAAGUGGAAGCCUUCGAAAAUGAUUCCGAACUCGUGGGAGGUGACGAAGACCUGCAGAGUAGUUCGGAUGAUUCUGACACUUCUAAUUCCGACCAUACGCGAUUAAUGGAACAGGGUCAAAAAUUCGGUUUAGACGAUUCAACGAUCGCUUCAUCUAAAAAAACUACUCCCAACUUGUUUAAUUACUCUUCCAUCUCUAAAUAUUCUUUUACUCGCACCCACAAUUUCGGGAUACGCAGCCCAUUCCGAAAAUGGCUUUUCUGGAAGAGCGACAAGAACAUUCUAUGGAAAACCCCCUUAUCAUCGGCUCCACUACCUCAAUCUACUCCCAUUCCGGCCGUUUUUGGUGGCGAAGAUUUGAAGAGAAUCCAUCCCGACGAACAAUUGCAUGGAACGAAGGAUGCUGCGGGAGGCGACGGGGAAGAAAACAAUAACUCGUCUUCACCCCAGAGCCUUUGGAGGGCUUUUUUUGACGCUCUUUCUGGUAAAUGCCCUUCCCUGCCAUUCUCACGGAACCCCCUGGCCACCCUGAGUUGCGUCAGCAACGUGUGCCCUCUGGAUAAGGAGGGCAUGCUCUCUUGGCCCGAUCCUUACCCCGAAAAAACCCUGGUCAUUUACAGUUCGACACCACCUCCUUCCGUCAAUCCCGAUUAUUAUUGUCCACAGAAUGACGUUACUAAUGUAGUUUCCAAGCUGAUCAAUCCGCAAAUCGAAAAUGAAGAAAUUCCUGAUGCUAAAACUGCUCUUAGAAAUGAAACGGGGGACGAAAAAUUUAUAGAAUGGGACAACGACGAAUCAUUACGGAGGCAUAGGAGUCUGAUCGAUAUCUAUCACGAAACCGGUCCUUUGAGCGAGGUUUUAGUAACUGAUCCCAACAUCGGAACUCGUAAAUCCGGGUUAUCCGUGCCGUCCAAUAAUAAGUUCGCCACCUUUUCCGGUUUUAAAGUCGGGCCCCGUUUUAGGAAACGAAAUCGAAGCCCGGGAGCCUAUUUGAAAGAAAUAUUAUCGAUCGAUCACGUGAGUCCUACCGCCAAUUUAAGGAAAAUGUCUCUCCGAAAAGAUAACAACAAAAUCAAAAAACACGAUGACAGUUUCUACGAAAAGGGUUAUUUUACUUGGAGAUGCCCGCGUGUCGUGCCCGCUAGCCCGGGACCUAACGACGCUCCACCCCAUUUUGGCAAAAGAAAAAAAUCGCCCGAGUGCCCCGAUAAUAGAAACCAACAAAAUGCGAAGGAGAUGGAGAGGGGUGACAGGAGAAGGAAUAGAACAUUCUCCGGUUUAGACAAUUUUAACCAAUCCGCUUUGAACGUGAAAAUAUUAGCGCUCAGCCACGAACCCAAUCACCCCGAAAAUAUAUCUUUCGAAGACUGCUAUUGGUCCGAUUAUUUGCCCAAUUUGAAACCCCUGGCAUUCGCCAUAAUGGCUACCACUUGCAAUUUGACGUACUCCAAGGAGAUCAAAGACUUUUACGAUUACCUCUCUUCCUAUUACGGAGUUAACGAUGCCUCGUCUCCCAAUCAUCCCCUGUUCCAACCACCCAGAUGUCUAUUACGCUUGGCGGAUCUCACCAACAAUCGCUCCUCUACCCAAACCAAACCCUCGUUAGCGACGACCCAUCACAAUCCUCCGCCGCUUUCGAGACCCGGGUUUAAAUCUUCCCAUUUGGACGAUAAAUUUUUUUUCGGGGUCUACGAGAAACGUCAUUCCGUCGCGAACGAUUAUUAUUCUAACGCAAUGCCUGUAUCUCCCCAUAUGGAAAAUUCAUAUUUAGGACGACCAGCCAGGGCUUUUUUCAGUGUUCUUAUAAAAGACGAAGCGGCGAACGAUUUGAAGGCGGAAGAGGGCGCUUGCAGAUAUCAAUUGUUUUCUUGCGGUUCACCCGAUUUUCUUGGCGAUUUCUGCUACGACGCUUGGGAUGGGCUCGAUAUUCAACCCAUCAAUCAUCGCGAAUAUUCCGACGUCGAUUUAAUAACUCUCGAAAACAUCCGCACUCAACACGCCAACCCUCAUCAGCCUCCUUCGGAUUCCUUGGAAACUAAAUUGAGCGAUUUUUAUAAGCGAGAAGUAGUGCUCAGCGGAUGCUCGGAUUGUGUGGCGUUCGCUUAUAAACCCUUGUUGCCCCACGAGGCCAAAUACCUAAAAACCAUUAUAACCGCCAAAAUGAGAAGCCGUAAAAGAGAAUUGAAAAUGGCCGUUCUAACGCUCAAUAAAAAUUCCAGGGUCGGCUUAGAAGCGAAAUUCGCGGAACACCCGCGCAAGAAGAAGAUGGGAAUCAAACUCCACCCGGAAAAUCACGUGAAGUUUAUCAACGGGGUUGGGUUAGGAGCUGGAGGAUGGAUGGAGAGGGACUUUGGUAGCCUUUGUGUCAGAGUUCCCGAUAGGUCUAGCGAUAUGAUGUUCGACCAAUAUUUGAAAACGCGCAGGAAUUAUCACGAUACGUUCAGUGAUCAUCACCGAAGGGCGUCUUACUUGUCGAACAGCUGUUCUUCCAGCCCUGGUACCAACGUAAUUCAGGCACACACACCGACGGCCCUAGCCGUCGACGGCAAAGAGAAAUCUGAAUCAUUUUUUUCGCUAGAAGCGGUGAGGAAAUCAGCUGACGAGGAGGUUCCGUGUGGAUCACGCGGAAACUCAUUAUCGGCCUUGCCUUCCGAAAUCGAGGGUCAGCCAAUAAUAUCCUUCUAUCAAAAUAUCCAUGCCGAUACGACCGUAAAUGUGAACGGUGAACGAUUAACGAAUUCCGGUCAUCCUACUUCUAUUACUGGCUCAUCGAUUUUGCCCGAGUUCUUGAACCUGUGGACAGGGAGCGAAAAGGGAGAGCAAAUAGUAGGUAGCACAGAACCCCGAAAGAGUGACAGUUGUCCCACGAGGUUAGGAUCAAUCAAAAGCACUUCCAACUCUGAAGCCUUCAAUUUUUGCCAAUACCAAGAUAGAUCACCUUCCCCAAUGAGCGAUAUUUUCCCCCCACUCGUUGCCACAGCGGAGCCCAAAACGGUAAUAAAUUUUAAUAUUUCCGCUUCGCGCGUUAUGUCGUUACUUUCCCAUCAAAUCUUGCUGGGUUGCGUAUCCGCUCUAUACCCGCCAAAGAUAGAGUACUUCCAAAUCAUCGACACUCUCGAUUCCGCCUUCAUAAGGUUCGUGCAUUUUUCGCGCGAUAACGAAACGCGGAGCAAAAUCUUUGCCGAAAAAAUCGGACUGGACAUAGGCUGGAAUUGUAGCAUCUCGCUGAAAAACAAGGAUCUCGAAUACCGCAAAAAUGGCGGAAUCGAUAGCGGUUCGCGUAGUGGAAUGGACGGAGAAGGAGCUGAAAAAUCGAAAGAUUUCGGAAAAUUUAUCGAAAUCCAAAAGAAGCCGGAAAACCCAUUUACCACCUCCAUUUUGCCCAAGGGAAUAAAGGAGAUCAAGCAACACCUAUCCACCAUAGAUAACGUUCCUUUGCUCGUUCCCCUGUUCACCGAUUGCUAUUGCCGUUUUAAGCCUGCCAAUCAAAACGAAUCCCUCAAUAAAACUACCAUGGUUUUGGACGAUUCUGUUCUGAGUAUGAUAGGCAUAAUGCAGGAGUACCGCGAAGUGGUGGUCACUCUAGGAAGUUGUUUUAACCUUCAGAACUUGAAACGGUUCGCCGUAUCCGACUUGGCCAUGUCCGUUCGGCCCCUGUUACCCCAUCUGUGUCUCAAUUCCGCGUCGUACCCGUCCGAAAAUGGUGGCCUCCAUCAUAAUAACAAAAUAAUGGCCGGCAAAAAUAAGGAUACUACCCUAUUAUCUUACUACGGGCUCGCGGGUGAACUGAUAUCGUUGACCUGCAGUUACAACUUUCAGCCGGAUGACAAUCUUUGCAUAACACGUGUCAUUAAAAAGGCCAGACAAAUAUCCGCCAACAUAAUCUCCAGCUGCAUUUUCAUGGUUUAUUUUAACCUGUACCUCUCGUUGAGCCAUAUGAUCUCGUUUCUCGUCUUCCUUCCUCCCAUGUUCAACGCUUACAACGUGGUCUGGUUACUGACCAUCGUAUGUCCCACGCUUACCGUAUCCCUCCUAGCGAAUCCCGCUAAGCUUAAAGUUAUGGACAUGGCGACCGCUAAAAAUGCGCUAGUCACUAAAGAGAAAAUAGCUUUCAACGUGUUCAUAUUCUUGCUGAAAUUUAUCCCGUUCCUGGGUUUACUGUUGGUGACCUACGGAUUUAUAUUGAGUUCUUUGUGCGAUAAACAAAUGGCCGAGAUGCCGCCGGCUAAUCGUAAUGGCCGAAAUUGCACACUUUUGACCUUUCCUUACUUUACGGGUUACAAGAAAAUCUUCUUCUUCUCCGUUUUAUGGCGAUUUCCAGGUUUACCCGGGUAGGCCAGUUUUCCCUCUGAUUUUUCUUUUCCAUUUUUGACGGUCCUGAGCAUCAAUACUUGUAAGAUUCAAGCUUCUCAUAUCCGCCGCUAUCACAUUUGUCCACGUCAUCUUGGGUCUUCCUCUAGGUCUUGAUCCUCCUACUUCCAUCAUUGUGCAUCUCUUUACCCAGUCAUCUCUUGUCAUACGUUCCACAUGCCCAAACCAUCUUAGUCUAUUUCGUCGCAUUACCAUACCAAUCAUUUCUAUACCUAAUCUUGCUCGCAAUUCCUUGCUAGUUUUUCUCUCUCUCAGAGAUACCCCACACAUCCAUCUAACCAUCCUCAUCUCUGUUCUUUCUAAUUUGGCUUCGUAAAUUGCUUUCAUUGCCCAUGUUUCACCGCCAUAAACUAAACAACUCCUCACGCAGCUUACGUAAACUUUCCCCUUUAACUUCAGAGAAACUUUUUUAUUUGUAAGAAUAGAUGACAUCUCUCUGAACUUCUUCCAAGCUUGUCUGAUCCUUGCAACAACAGCAGAAUCUACACCACCAUCUGCGUUUAGCAUAUCACCUAAAUAACAAAACUUAUCCACUUUUUCUAGAAUUAACCCAUUGCCAAUAUCCAGACCACCAUUUUUUAGGUUAUCAUUAUUAUGUAUCCCUUUCAUGCAUGUUUUACAAAUAAAGGUCAUUCUUUCUAACAUCAAACUGCCUUUUUUCCCACUACAUCUUUUAUGUACCCAUUUCUGGCAUCUGGUACAUUGGAUAGAAUUUCUAGCAACUCCUUUCCCACAUACACCACAAGGCCACUUACCUGAUUCUUCUAUCUUUAGAUUUUCCCCACCAAUCAUCACCUUUGUUUUUGAUGCAUUCAUUUUCAGGCCCUUUGCUUCCAUAGUCAUCUUCCAUUUAAUAACUUUAUCCCUCAAUUCUCCCUCACUGUUUGCCAUUAAUACAAGGUCAUCUGCAUAUAAUAUCUCCCAGGGAAGUCCUUCACGCAUUUCUCUAGCCACCACAUCCAUUACUAAGAUAAAUAAUAAUGGACUCAGCACGGAUCCUUGAUGAAGUCCUACCUUCACCUCAAAGCUGUCACUAUCACCAUGAUCCGUCCGUACUGCUGUUUGUGCUUCAACAUACAUUGCCAUCACUGCGGUAACUAACCAUUCCUCCACACCGGAUUUUCUCAAGGCCCAUCUUGUAAUCUCACGCGGCACCCUAUCAAAUGCUUUCUCCAAAUCAACAAACGCAUAAUAGAGUUUCUUUUCCUUCGCAAGAUACUUCUCCUGAAUUUGUCUCACCACAAAAAUUGCAUCUAUCGUGCCUUUUCCCGAUGUAAAACCAAACUGCAUUUCAUCAAUUUUGAUUUGUUCCCUUAUCCGCUUUUCUAACACUCUCUCAAAUACUUUCAUUGCAUGUUCCAAGAGUUUAAUAGCUCUGUAAGACCCACAAUCUAAAGGAUCACCUUUCCCCUUGUAUACUGGGAUAAUUAUACUUCUUCGCCAGUCCUCGGGAAUAGUACCUUCUGUGACAAUCUGAUUUGCUAAAUUCAUUAACCAUUCAAUCCCUAAAUCAUCAGAACCUUUAAACAUCUCUGAUACCACCAUCGUUAAACCCGAUGCCUUCCCUUUCUUCAUCUUUUUCACUGCUCUCCUUAUCUCGUCCUUGCCAAAUUUACACCCUGGACCUUCUACCUUUGCACAACUAAUAUUAUUAUUCCAUUCAUUUUCUUCAUUCAAAAGUCCUUUCAUGUAAAUCUUCCAGGUGUUCUUAAUACCACUACUAUCAAUCAUCAUUUUUCCUUCCA
Gordionus sp. m RMFG-2023 is the source of this 7179-nucleotide messenger RNA. RefSeq lists its product as uncharacterized. NCBI's taxonomy places the organism in Eukaryota, Metazoa, Nematomorpha, Gordioida, Chordodea, Parachordodidae. The transcript is spliced from 21 exons. The record is from RefSeq and is a predicted model, not a curated record. The coding region runs from base 23 to 5398 and encodes 1791 amino acids.